Messenger RNA from Paramisgurnus dabryanus, 6333 nucleotides. RefSeq names its product ADAMTS-like 3 (gene adamtsl3). Gene Ontology annotation, cellular component: extracellular matrix. Gene Ontology annotation, biological process: extracellular matrix organization. The record is from RefSeq and is a predicted model, not a curated record. Lineage: Eukaryota; Metazoa; Chordata; Actinopteri; Cypriniformes; Cobitidae.
GGACGCCUAGCGGAGCAUGAGCGCGCAGCAGAUGAACUUCAGUGCGCGGCGCGGAGCCCGAGGACGCGCAGCCCCGCGCUGAGGACAGAUGGUAAAACUCAUAGUUAUUCACAUGCAUACACCGUGAAUUCACCGUGUGUAACAUCAGUCUGGACGCUGCGUAACGACACGAUACCGAGCAGCUCCAUUUAACGGCUUAUUAUUCAUCACUGACGCGGCGCGCGCCUUAACGCGUUGACACGAGUUUACUUCGCAGCAAAAGGUUGAUAUCUGACUAUCAUCAUUCAAGCAGAUCUAACAGGAUUUUAAAGAUGGAGUUUUGGAUUUUGUCUAUAUGCCGGAUCAGCUUGAUGUUGACGCUUAUAUCAUCCAGUGUUCAGGGGGUUGCAGGCCAAACACAAAGCGCUUAUUUCCUCCCUGAGUUUGCACUUUCUCCACAAGGCAGUUUUCUGGAAGAUACGACAGAGGAGCAAUACCUCACUUAUCGCUAUGACGACCAGUUCUCAAGAACGACACGCUCAGAUGAAGAGAGAGAUACGGGCUGGGAUGCCUGGGGCGCGUGGAGCGACUGCUCUCGUACCUGUGGGGGCGGAGCCUCUUAUUCUCUACGCAGGUGUCUCAAUGGAGGAAACUGCGAGGGCAAAAACAUCCGCUACAGAACGUGCAGCAAUACAGACUGUCCUCCAGAGUCAGGUGACUUCAGGGCUCAGCAAUGCUCCGCCCACAAUGACAUCAAGUACCAGGGGCAAACCUACGAAUGGAUUCCCGUGACGUAUGAUCCCGUUUCCCCCUGCGCUCUCAGAUGUCAGGCUCGAGGCAGAAACCUGGUGGUGGAACUAGCACCCAAAGUGUUGGACGGCACUCGAUGUAAAGCCGACUCUCUGGACAUAUGCAUCAAUGGCGUUUGUAAGGAAGUUGGCUGUGACAGACAGCUGGGAAGCAACGCAAAAGAAGACAAUUGUGGGGUGUGCGCUGGAAACGGCUCCACCUGCCGACUGGUCCGAGGUCAGGCGCUGCCUCACCUGUCACCUGAAGAACCCGUGAAGACAGUGUUUGAAGUGCCGAUGGGAAGCAGAGGACUCCGAAUUACAGCCAAAGGUCCAGAUGUGAUUGUUAUUGAAGCCCACGCACCAAACAGCCGGAGAGAAGAGAUUGUUUUCAGCUCUGUUGGCUCUCACAUUCUGGGUAACAACACCAUUGAGUACCAGAGAGGAGCGGAGAGACAAACCCUCAGAUGCCAUGGGCCGCUGUCUGCCGACAUUACCAUUAAGGUGAAGUACGCUGGCCCUAAAGACACAGUUUUGCAGUUUAUGUUUUACCAGCCCAUUCGCUACCAGUGGAGAGAGACAGACUUCUUUCCCUGCUCUGUGACCUGUGGAGGGGGUUAUCAGCUAAAUUCGGCCGAUUGCAUCGACAUUCGUUACAACAAAACGGUCGGGGAGCAGUUCUGCCACAGCUACCCCGAGAACAGCAAACCCAAACCCAAACUCAAGGAAUGCAACAUGGAUCCCUGUCUGGAAAGUGAUGGAUUUAAAGAAGUGAUGCCCUAUGACCAUUUCCAGCCUCUGCCACGGUGGGAGCAGAACCCAUGGACGUCAUGUUCAGGAUCUUGCGGAGGUGGGACUCAGGAGAGAAGUGUAGUGUGCGUAGAGGAAGACGUCAACGGUCAGAUCGUACAGGUUGAGGAGUGGAAAUGCACGCAUUCACCACGACCAAUCAGCAAACAGGACUGCAACUUGUUUGACUGUCCACAGUGGAUGGCAAUGGAGUGGUCUCAGUGCACGGUUACCUGCGGCCCAGGUUUGCGGUACAGAGUUGUGCUGUGUGUGGAUCAUAGGGGACAACAUGCUGGUGGGUGCAACCCUCACCACAAACCCCAUAUCAAAGAGGACUGCCUGGUACCCAUCGCCUGUCACAAACCAAGAGAGACCCAACCUAUAGAGGCCAAGCUUCCCUGGUUAAAACAGGCUCAAGGACUGGAGGAAACCAAAGUAGCCUUGGAAGAUCCAACGUUUAUUCCAGGUCCGUGGACGGCAUGCAGUGUAUCUUGUGGUCUGGGACUUCAGAGGCGUGAGGUGAAAUGUAAAGUCCUGCUGUCUUUUACUCAGACUGAAGUUGAACUGCCUGAUGAAGAGUGCGAUGAGGAGAAGCCUCCAAUACAAAGGGCCUGUGAUUCGGGGCCUUGUUUUGAGUCUCCAGACUCACCGUGGUGGCCCCUCGGGCCCCAGGAGAUCCCUGAGCAGCAUAGCUAUGUUUGGGAAUACAUGGGAUUCACUGCCUGUUCGGCGUCAUGUGCUGUUGGCAAGCAGAUGGCUGUUGUCAGGUGCGUGAGCACCUUGAAAAAGGAAAUUGUUGACGACGCGCUCUGCAGCGGCUCGAGAGCAUCUCUCUCCUUGUUUCGCAUCUGUAACACUCAACCAUGUCCUGCAAGAUGGGAAGUGAGCGUGUGGAACGCGUGUUCUGUUUCCUGCGGUGUGGGACUGCAGACACGCAGUGUGUCAUGUGUAAGACCUGUGGCUGGAAACCGCACUGAACCAGCAUCCAGUAAAGACUGUGUGGAGACCAGACCUCCAGAGCUACAGGCAUGUAAUCAGGUGACGUGUCCACCAGCAUGGGUGACUGAAGAGUGGCAACAGUGCUCUCAUACAUGUGACAGAGGUUCACAGUGGCGUAAAGUUUACUGUAAACAAAGACUGGCUACAGGAAGCUACCGUAGGUUAAGAGACGAGGAGUGUGCUGGAAACAAACCGGUGACGCAUCGGACGUGCAUCAACUCUGACUGUCUCAUGCCUCGUCUGGAGGGAGGAGAGUGGUCCAAGUGCUCUGUUACGUGCGGUAAAGGCGUUCAACGUCGGGAACCGGUGUGUAGGAGACAGACGACGUCCGGUCAAUUGGUUACUCUGGACAGGUCGGCCUGUAGUAACCUUCCCCUCCCUCCCUUAAUCAGGAGCUGUCGCAUGAGUCCCUGCAGCAAAAACAAAUACUCCAAAAGACGUUGUCCUCAAGUCAUGGGCCUGAAGCGCAUCUAUAUCCAAACCAGACAGGAGAAACGUCUUACCUUUACCAUUGGAGGACGCGCCUAUCUUUUGCCAAAGACCUCGAUCACCAUCAAGUGUCCGGUGCGUCAUUUCCCUAAAGCUCAGAUCCGCUGGGAGAAGAACGGUAGCGAUCUGAAAAGCUCAAAACGUCUGAGCAUCACCAAGUCUGGAGCUUUAAGAAUCUACAACCUGGAAGCUGGAGACAUAGGAGUGUACCAUUGCUGGGCCAACCAAGAUUCGGACACGUUUAUCCUGAAGCUCAUCGGCCACAAUAAUCGACUCCUGGAACAUCCCCAAGGAAAGGAAGAUUUGGAUAAGGAAAAACUUCUCCAUCCUUCCCUCAACAAAGAGAGCAGUUAUGCUGGGGUGAAGUGCCAAGAGCAGAAAGGAUUAUCAACUAUAAAGAAGGCUCCAAAAUCUCUCCCAAGCUGGAUGCAAAAGAACGAGUUUUACAGAGAUGAUAACAGUCAGCCAGAGGAACUCUGGGAUACUCUUGCAUCAAGCAACAAUCCAUUGGCUCCAGGGAUCAGGGGCCACACAGGGGCCUUUGUCCUUGAACCGGCACAGUUCGAGGAGCUUGUGAAGAACAUCACUCAGCUUGCAGAGAGCGGAGAUGUGACAGAUGAAAUGGCAUCGCAGCUAAUUAACAAAAUCAUGGAAGAUUUGGCUAUAACUCAGCAAGGUGCACCUACUGAGGAUUUGAGAGUUACAAUGGACAACAAUUUCGAAAAGACCCCAAACUCUUCCAAACCUUCAUGGGGAAAGGGGUUGAAAAGAGGCAGUGGGGCUGUGAUCACACGUCAAAAGCACCAUGGGACUACAAUGAGCUUUCAGAGGGAUCUCCAGAUUCACGUGGGGCAGACUGCUUACCUCACCAAUGCUACCCACAGUCUCACCCUGCUUUGUUCUGCCCAGGGUUUACCUCAUCCAACCUUGUCCUGGAGCAAAGAUGGAGCUCCACUGCAGAAAAGUGAAAGGAUCUCAUGGGAAAACAGUGGAGAAGUCCACAUCUCUGGCCCUGGUACUAAAGAUGUGGGCAUCUACAAAUGCACAGCCACCAACCACAUGGGUUCAGAUUCAGAGUCGUCACAAGUUUUAUUGGCUGAACCUCCCACGAUUGCCGUCUCACAGAGAAACGCUUCAGAUCUGAACAGCACCAGUUGGAAGGUUGUGGUCGGAGGUCCUGUCGAUAUCCGCGUUGGUGCCAACCUCACCCUAGAAUGUCCUGUCAAAGGUGUACCUAAGCCAACAGUGAGCUGGCAUCGUAAGGAGGGCCCGUUGAGCACCAGCGCCACUCUCCUACCAAACGGUUCUUUGAUCCUGAGGAACAUCGCGCCACAAGACUACGGCAUUUAUUCCUGCGUGGCUGCCAAUGAUAUUGGAAAAUCAGUGGCUUCCAGCCUUCUACGCGUGGCGGGAGGAACUCUGGGUGAUUCUGAGCAUUUAAAGGAGAUGAACAGAAAAAGAGUUCUGAUGGCUUCUCUGAUCGGCACCAACAUUACAGUCAAACCUGGAGAUAUCUUAAGAAUAGGUUGUCCAGUGGUCCCAAGCCACAGAAAGCCCAUCACAUGGUCCUAUCAGAACCAGACCCUGAAGCAGAGCCCAGGCAUGAGGUACCGCACACUGGUAGGAGGGCGGGUUCUGGAGAUAAACACACUCGGUGGGAAAUUCGAUGGAAGCUACGAGUGCCAAACGCAAAGCAACAAGAAGAAUCUCACCGCUUGGGUUCAUGUGCUUUCACAAGAGUUUAAGUGGCGUCUGGGCGAGUGGAGUACUUGCAGUGCUUCGUGUGGUAAGCGUGGGGUUCAGAUGAGGAAAGUACAAUGUCGGACAUCAGAGGGCAAGGAGACGAAAUCUUCAUUCUGCCAUCACCUUCCCAAACCGAUCAGUCAACCGCGGGCGUGCAACCUGCUGGACUGUCCACCCAGCUGGGUGUCUACAGUGUGGUCCAAAUGCUCCAGUGCCUGUGGGCGGGGCUUCAGAGAGAGGCGGGUCUCUUGUCAGCAGGUGCAGGCAUCAGGGAGCGUAAGGGUCCUGCCCAACUCCGAGUGUAAAGAGACCCAUCGGCCAGAAGAAAAGGAGGAGUGCAGAUCGCACGCUUGUGUGGAGUGGAUCACUGGUCUCUGGGGCAAGUGCACAGGUCGUUGUCUGGGACCCGCUGUGGCCACACAGAGCAGGACUGUAUCGUGUCGACAUUUCAGCAACUCCACAACCAAAACAUGCAACACAAAACAAAGGCCGGCGUCCGUAAGAAAUUGUUCAUCCGACAUGUGUGACGUACACUGGAAGGUGUGGCCGUGGAGAACGUGUACGGCGGCGUGCGGGAGCGGCUUCCAGUCGCGUCGAGUGGAAUGCGUCCAUCGGCAGAAGAUGAAAACUCUUCCCGACCAGCACUGCGCCUGGCGACCGCGUCCUGUUACCUGGCAACACUGCAACAUCACUUCCUGUGGCAGUGAGUGUCAGGACAGAACUCAUUACUGUCCUGUGGUGAAACGUCUCAAGCUUUGCCUGGUGGACCUUUAUAGACAACGCUGCUGCCAUACUUGCUCACAAGACACCAGCGCCACCUAGAGGACAACUGCUCAAACUUCUAGCACAGGCCCAUACGCACUGAUUGUCAUCAUUUAAAUCAUGCAAACCCCUGAACGCUUGAAAUGCAUUGGAUUAGAUGUCUACAGGUGGCAGACCACCAGAUGUCCAAAGAGAAAAUGACUUCAUUCUUUUCGCCUAUGAUUUAUCUCUGCCCAAAAGUGAUAUCAUAUGUGUAUUAAUUUAAGAAACAUGAAUUUUUGUUGUGGAUAUCGGAAGACAAAUCCUGUUGGACCGUUCUCUUAUGGGAAGGAAGAUUAAAAUGAUAUCGGGUGUACAUACAGUACCGAUCAUAUGAGGAAUAUAAGUAGACGACAGCUUAUUAAAACGCCCUUACCUUGAUAUCAAAUACUGGUAGUGAUUUUAAUACCUAUGACAGAAGACCUAUUAAUGUUUUCAACUGCCACAGAAGUUUAUUAGAUGUACUUUUUUUGUGCUGCAUUGUAAAAUAUGUCAUGUAUAUAAUGUGUUUUUAAGUGCAAUAUUGUACAUUGAGUGGAGAAAAUUUGGAUUUUAUUUUCAUACCGUUUGAUUUAGUUUGUCUUUAUAAUCCAUAUUUAAGACUGUAAACAGCAAAGCUCGCACACAUAUAGCAUUUUAUGUGAAUGAUCCGUAUCUCUAAUAUAAUGGUUUCCUACUGGCUUUUGAAUGCAUGCAUUUUAAAUGACAUCAUCAAAUGUUGUAAUAAACCACUCACAAAAUUUAA